AUGCGUGGCAGGGCCUCGAGUAUUGUAUCUGUAGCGAGCGGUCUGCUCAUGAUUUUUCCAGCUGCAGCAGGUAAUUUGAAGCAGCACUGUGGUGGGCGACGCUGCGCUUAUCUGUGGAUCACUGGCGUUACUUCCUCGCUGCUGACCUUGUCGGUCGUGCUUCUGCGCGACCGCCCCGAGUCCGUGGGACUGCUGCCAGACCUCGAAACUCCUUCGACGAAAGAUUGCAGGACAGACAGGCAGGCCACACCAGAUCUUCCAAGCCCCGCCGCUGAGGACCGCCUCCGAGAUCCGCCCGAGGCCAGGGAGGAGCCACCUGGGGCAGGGGGCGCAGGUCAUGACGAUUUCACGCUGGAGGAGGUCUUGCGCACCCCGCUGUUUUGGUUGAUCUGGGUGCCUGCGGCAAGUUCCGGCACCACCCUCGUCACGGACACGCUUGCGGAUUCUUUUGACCAGUAUUGCUAUAAUUGGCUCUGGGUAGGCAUGAAUUUUCACAUUACCGACAUCUUCACAGUAGCACGUGCAACCCAAGCCGGCACCCUGAGUUUAGUCCGGAGUAAACUCUUUCCAAUGGUGAAGCGCUGCUGGUACAAGUUCAAUGAGGAGCAUUUCCUGGUCUCCAUCCUGGCAGCUCCUGAAUUCUGGCAUGGGAAGGUCUCCAGCGAGGCGGUGACCUCUUGGGGUUGUCAUGGCUUUGUCGAUUCGACAAACAAAGUUAGGCCGAUGGCCUGUUGGCUGACGUCCGGCUUCUUCUCCCUGGUCGCGCUGCAGGGCCUGUUGCUCGCCGCUGGCCUUGGCGCCGUCGCCGUGAAGUUCGUGAGGAAUCCAGCAGGGCGGGCAGAGAACGAGUUCCUUCUGGACGCCUCCAGGCAGAUAGCCGGCACCUUCUGGGCGGCUUUGGUCGCCGACCCGGUCCGCGGCCUCUUCACGGGGCUCGUGGCCCACGGCGGCGACGAGUGCGCGUGGUACUGGGUCGAGCUUGUGGCGGACGCCACCAUCGGCGUGUGGCUGGCGCAUCGUGCGCUGCGGCUGUACCUGUGGGGGCUCAGGCGCCACCUCGGGCCGCGGGGUGCGGCCCGCGUGUGGUCCCUGUGCAGACCGGAGUACUUCGACGAGGAGGGGAAGCCCACCAGCGACAUCUACGGCGUCUACGUGGAGCAGCUCGUGCUGUGGCUCGUCGCGCUGACCACUGCGAAGCUCGUGCUGGCGUUCCUCAUGAUGUUCGAGGCCGUCCAGAUCCACGCGCUCCUCCGCGCCACGCUGCUGCCGCUCUUCGCCCGGUCGGGCCACCGGGAGGCGUGCCUGGUCGCGACCCGCGUCGUGAUGCAGUCUGUGCAGUACUGGCUCGUGGACGGCCUCUUCGUGGCCGUGCACGGCCUGGUGCCGGACGACCCGGCCCAGAGAAAAUUGACGAAGCGGAGCAAGAGCAGGUUGAGCCUCAUGGCAGGCAGCAUCCGUGGCAGCCUGAGCCUGAGCUUGAGCGGUCCCCUGCUGACGGAGGAGGACGACGAGGAGGCGGCCCUCGCGGCGAAGGAGCGCUUGGCCAUCCUGCAGCGCGAGGCGCGCGAGGCGCAGGAGCACCUGCAGCGCGCCCUGGAGGAGCGGGCGCGCGGCGCCCAGGAGAUCGAGGAGAUGCGCGAGCAGGCGCGGGCCAAGAAGGAAGAUCUCGAGAGGAUGAGCCUCGAGUAUCAGGAGGAGGAACGCAAGACGAGGCAAAGGGCCGAGGAGAGGGCGCGGCUGGCGGCCGCGAAGAAGUCCCCGGGCAGGCCAGAGAGCGAGCAGCAGCAGGCGAAGAAGAAGGGCUGCCUCUGCGGCGGGCGGCAGCCAGAAGUCACCCCGCGGCUGGAGCCCGUCGACCAGCCGGCCCUGCGGCUGGAGCCAGUCGCGCCAGCGCCCGCGAGAGUGCUGCCGUGGUCGGCGGAGCUGCCAGAGCCCUUCGCGUACGCGGGCGCCACCGGCGCCGGAGAGCCCGUGGAGUUGCCUGGGUUCGCGGAGCUGCGGGCCGCUUGCGGCCUCGCGGAGGCGGACUUCCAGGCCUCGCUGAAGGAGCUGCUGUGCCAGGCGGCCUCCUCCGGCGGCGGCGCCGCCACGAGGGGCUCCAUGGUGGCAGAGCGGCUGGUCGACGACGAGGCCAAGACGUUCCGCAGCAUUCGAGACGCGUACAUGGUGCACGUGCGUUUGCCAGCGAAUUCCACAGGCAGUAGAUUCGGGUCAUUCUUGCCCCGCUACUACGGCAUGUACAUCAAUCAGAUCGAGCGGGCGACUUACGUCAUCAAGGUGAGCGUUGUGUCAUCGCCGUCGCAUUGGCGCGCCCUCGCCAGCGCGAUGCGCGACGUUGAGUACAUGAAACGGACCAGGCGGGGCUCCGUCUUUGAAGGGGACCGCGCAGUGCUGCCGGGCAAGAGUUGCCCGUUCGGCGUAUGA
This is a messenger RNA of Prorocentrum cordatum, 2424 nucleotides long. The record is from the annotation of a GenBank genome assembly. Lineage: Eukaryota; Dinophyceae; Prorocentrales; Prorocentraceae.